GGUUCCUGGUGUUAAUGACCUUUACCUGUUGAGUAAGAGUAAAGUGUUGUUGAACCACGUGAAGCAAAAGGAAGCAUAAGGACUUCGGUAGAAAAAAGAAAGCAAAAUCAGGUUCGUAAAAGAGAAAGUUUUUAAACGUCCAUCUCUGCUGCAAGUGCAAGGUCAGCUAGAGGCUCAGUUUGUGUUGUGAGUUUUAAGUGAGCGAUUGUGUGGUUUGGCGUAAAAACUGUCAUCCGUUUCUCAUUGAGAAAAAAGACGCUGAUGAUAGCUUUUUGGAUACUAUAACGACCCUCUCAUCAGAAAAACUUGAAAAAAUAUGUUUGCAGAGAUUUUGUUAGCUGUUGCUUUAGCGGCUACUGAAAUUUCUGCAAAAUGUGGUCGAGGAAGCGUAGAUUCUUUUAUUUUAUCUACCAGUGUCCUACCAGCGCCAGCCUUUUACAGAAGAAUCCAGUACUCGACUCUUGUUGAGUGUUCUCGAACAUGCCUUCUGGAUGCCAACUGCCAGUCUUUUGUUUUCACGAAAAAUGACAACGAGACUGAAUGUCGUUUGAUGACGUAUGUGUCACCUGACACAAAAAGGCGCAUGGACCAGAUUCUUUUUCCUACGUCGGGAACCUAUUAUAUGGAAAAAGUUUGCUUAAAAGGGGCCUGUGAUCGUCUUUUUGUUGCUGAAUCCAUGAGAGGUAUGGAGCUUUCAGAACACAACGAUAAGAUUAUUUCCAACAGUUCUCGGUUGACAUGCUUGGAAGCGUGUCUUGGCAACAAGGAAUUCAGUUGCCGUUCCAUAGAGUUUGACUCUAAAUCAUCUGAAUGUAGACUUAGUCGUCAGGACCGUUUCAACAAAAAAUCUCACUUCCGGAAAUCUACUUCAGCAUCGGUGGAGUACAUGGACGUAACAUGCCCAUAUGAGGAAGGCAGAAAAGUGUAUGGCGCAGACAUCAUGCCAUUGGGCAACGUGGAACACCCUUACAGUUUAAUAGAAUACCAAGAUGUGACAGCAGAGGAAUGUGGUGAACUGUGUCUUAAAAAUACACUUUUUCCAUGCCGAUCUUUUCUCUCUGGUAGAGUUAGAAACAAACUGUAUUGUGGACUAACGCAUCAGAACAGAGAUGGUCUUGUUCAGAACCCUGGAAGUCUACACACUUCUAGAAGCCUCGAUUACUACGAGAUUACCCGGGGCUUAGAAGGUUGUGAUUCUAGCGAUCUUAGUUUCGAGCUAAUAUCUGGUGCAGUUUUGAAUACAAAUCCAUACUACGUCAAUUCUGAUGUUACUCCUCAGGAGUGUCUUCAGCGUUGUAAAAAAGACAGAAGGUGCAGAUCAGUCAAUAUUGACUACAGAAAAGGAGCUUGCCAGUAUAAUUCUGAAAGCACGGGACCAUCAUUUGAUGUUCUGCAGCAAAAUGGAAAUUUUAAUUAUUUUGAAAAGAUAUGUCUCCAGGGUUCGCAAUGCAAGCGUGAUUGGUCUUUCGAGAGAAUCAGAAAUAAGGAACUAACUGGCAUCGACCAUGAAAAAGUAAUUGUUGAAGCAGAUACAAAAGAGGAUUGCCAGAUUGCUUGCCUUAAUCACAAGGAAUUCCGGUGCCUUAGCGCAGAAUUUAACUAUCAGCUCACCGAAUGUCGCCUAAGCCCAUACAACAGAUUUUCGUCCACAGAAAAAGGAGUUUCAGUCAGUAAUUCAAGGCUAGUAGUGGACUAUUUUGAAAACAACUGUAUAAGUGAGCCUCGAGGAUUUUGCAAUACAAAACUCAUGAAGAAGAUGAAGCUAACAUUGAUGGAGAAAAUCUCUAGAGGAGAAUCUAUUGAAGAUUGUCGCCAACAGUGUUAUGAGACCGAAGAGUUCAUAUGUCGUUCAGCAACAUACGAUCCUAGAUUUAGAAGCUGCGGUUUAUCUCAUCAUACUAGAAAGUCUACACCAACAGAGUCUCUAGUUAGAUCAGACAUGAAUGAAUAUUUAGAAAUAUCGACUUGUUUUGAUGUGUCCGUAGAUUGCAAGCAAGAUCGUAUGCUGGCUCACAUUCAGACAAAUGCUCUAUUUAAAGGAAAAGUCUACGCAAAAGGAAAACCAAUGACUUGUGCAACCGAUAUUGAUAACAGCUUGGAGUUUACUUUACCGAUAUCAUUACAAAAUGCGGACUGUGGAACUGUUUCAGAGGAAGAAGGCAAAUUCUCAAAUGUUCUAGUGAUCCAAAGCAACGAUCAUGUUGUUACAGCGAUGGACAAAGCAAUCGGAAUUCAUUGUUCUUACGACGUUGGCAACAAAACAGAAGAAAUAGAUAUUAACAUAACGGCACCUAUAUCUCAUGAGAAGAGUCGAGGUUCGCCCUCCCUGCCAGAUCUUUCACUUCACAUUGUUGACAUGAAAGGAGAAGAAAGGGAAGCUGUCUCGCUGGGAGAGCUUCUGAGGGUUCAAGUCAGAAUGUCAGAUGAAGAUACAUAUGGGAUAUUUGUAAGAAACUUGGUUGCUAAAGAUGGCUCUGGCGGUAAUAAUUUGACACUUAUUGACAAUACAGGGUGUCCUGUAGAAGUAAAAAUGAUGCGAGAAGUAAGAACAAUAGAACCACAAAGCAAAUCUUUAGAAGGAUAUUUGGAAGCUUUCACCUUCACUGGUAGCACUACGCUUGAGUUAGAAGCAGAAGUUGAAACAUGUUUAGAACAUUGUAAACCGGUAUUGUGCCAAAUUCCCACAGGAAGACGAGAUGAUGACAUAGAAACAGUUUCUUCUUUUGGUCGUAAAAAGAGAGACGUCGAUUCAGAUGACGUAUUGUCGACGGUAACUCUUACGAAAACAGUUGCUGUUUUAUCCGAAGAUUUUGGAAGCUUGAAAUCAUUUGCCACUGAAAACUAUGCUUCUCCAGUAACUGCCCCUUCCCAUAUAGAUAAGGACAAUGGCUUCUUCCAAAAAUUUACUCCUCCAGUUGGAAAUAAAGAACAGACGUUUUGCUUUGACCCAACAAUGUUUGCUUUAAUUGGUGGAGGAUUCUUUCUGGCUGAAAUAUGCGGAUUUUCAGCGUGUCUUAUUGCAGCUUGCAAAUGGAAGGGGAAAGAUUCCAGAGCUAUCGUGAGCAAGCGUCGCCAUCUAUCGAUACAUUAUGAAAACAGUACAGACACUUCUUCAGAUAUUUGUUCAAAAUAGAUCUCGUCUUUUUUCUUUUAGCUAUUGUAAUUCAAUUAUUUCUUAAUUUUCUUUUUCGAUAUUGUGAAGAAGAAUAUAAUUGUUUUAAUUAACUUGCAAUUAAUUUUAAGCACAUUUUUUCUUUAACAUUUGAUUUUUUAAUUCAAACUUGUCUCAUUAAUUUUAAAAAUGUAUACAAAUUUUAUUUUUUGCUCUUAUAUAAAGGAUGAAAUAUUCAUCGUUUCUUUAAAAAAAAAAAAGCUUUAUAUUAUAGUUUUCUUUGUUUAAGUUGUUUAGUUUGUUUGUUUUUUGUUGCAACCUUUGUACAAUGUUUCACAAGGCAGCUAUUUUUUGUGAUGCGAAACAUCAUUUUACAUUGUAUUUGUAUAUAAAUGUGUUACAGUUCUUUAAUUAAAUUUUACAAAUAUGAAAUUUUCUUAAGCUGAAACUCGAAAGAAAUUGAAUUUUCAAAAGUAGGUUGGAAAAAAAAUGA
Messenger RNA from Parasteatoda tepidariorum (common house spider), 3605 nucleotides. RefSeq lists its product as uncharacterized. NCBI's taxonomy places the organism in Eukaryota, Metazoa, Arthropoda, Arachnida, Araneae, Theridiidae. Gene Ontology annotation, biological process: anatomical structure morphogenesis. The record is from RefSeq and is a predicted model, not a curated record.